Messenger RNA from Adineta steineri, 1863 nucleotides. Lineage: Eukaryota; Metazoa; Rotifera; Eurotatoria; Adinetida; Adinetidae. The record is from the annotation of a GenBank genome assembly.
AUGGAAAAAAUGAUAGAUUUACAUUUAUUUUAUCUUUUAAUUAUUCGAAAAACUCAUCGCGAUGCAACACCAUCGAAGAUGUAUGCAUUUUCAUCAUUUACAUAUUUAUUCGCAAUGCUUUCAAGUAAUUAUGCUUUAGAAUUUGUUAGUUAUCCAAUGCAGGUUUUAGGAAAAUCAGCAAAACCGGUUCCAGUUAUGCUUUUGGGUGUUUUAAUAGCAAGAAAACGAUAUCCACUGAAGAAAUAUCUUUAUGUUUUAUUGAUUGUUUUCGGAGUGGUUUUAUUUAUGUAUAAAGAACCAAAACAGACAACGAAAGCAACUGAAGAUGGUGAAAUAUAUGGUAUUGGAGAAUUUCUUUUGUUUGUUUCACUUGUCUUUGAUGGUCUUACCGGUGGUAUACAAGACAGUAUUCGUGAUAAACAUAAAGUUCAAGCUUAUCACAUGAUGUUUGCAAUGAAUAUAUGGUCAUGUUUAUGGGCAUUCAUUGGUAUUCUUGCAACUGGUGAAUUAUAUGGUUUUAUUGAUUUUCUUCAGACAUAUCCUGAUGUUAUUUCAAAGAUUAUUUUACUCAGUUUAACAGGUGCAGUAGGACAAAAUUUUAUUUUUCUUACAAUUGAAUGGUUUGGCCCAUUGACAUGUUCAAUUGUUACAACAACACGAAAAUUUUUUACUAUACUUUGUUCAAUAUUUAUUUUUGGCAAUCCAAUAACAAUUCGUCAAAUGUUUGGAACAACACAUAUUUAUCAACCAGGUUGGACAUUAGCUGGUGCUGGAUUAAAAACACCUGAUGAACUUGAAAAAUCACAAUCACAAUGUAUUCCAACUAAUACAACUUGGAUUCAAUCAAAUGCCAGUCAAAUUCAACCAGAAAAAAAUCUCGUAGAAUUAGAUGAUGGAAAACAAAUUACAUAUGAUUAUCUCAUUGUUGCUGCUGGUAUACAAACACGUUAUGAUAAAAUAAAAGGAGCUAUUGAUGCAUUAGAUAAUGAUCCGAAACAUGUAGUUAGUAUUUAUUCGAGAAAAUAUGUUCGUAAUGUUUAUAAUACACUUAAUAAUUUUCGUGGUGGCGAAGCGAUAUUUACAUUUCCUGGUACACCGAUUAAAUGUCCUGGUGCACCACAGAAAAUAAUGUAUCUUGCGGAAGAUUUAUUUCGAAGAAAUAAUAUUCGUGAUAAAACUACUGUUAUAUAUAAUACGGCAUUACCAGUUAUAUUUGGUGUUAAAAAAUAUGCUGCUGCUCUAAUGGAAGUUGUCAAAGCAAGAAAUAUUCAAUUAAAUACUCGAUUAAAUCUUGUUGAAGUACGUGCUAAUUCAAAAGAAGCUAUUUUUGAAAAUCUUGAUCAACCAGGUACAAUGAAAACGUUUAAAUAUGAUUUAUUACAUAUUGGUGCACCAAUGGCACCUUAUGAAUUUUUAGCAAAAUCACCAUUAGCUGAUGCAAAUGGUUUUGUUGAUGUUGUUAAAGAAACAUUACAACAUAAGAAAUUUCCUAAUAUUUUUGCUAUUGGUGAUUGUACAAAUCUUCCAACUAGUAAAACAGCUGCUGCCAUAGCGGGAUCAAAUUCUAUUCUUGUUAGGAAUUUAAUUAAUCUUAUGGAUGGAAAAUCUGAUAGCGUUCCAAAAUAUGAUGGAUAUACAAGUUGUCCACUUGUAACAGGUUUUGGUAAAUGUAUUUUAGCAGAAUUUGAUUUCAAUGGACAACCAUUAGAAACAUUACCAAUUGAUCAAGGAAAAGAACUUCGUCUUUCGUAUAUAUUAAAAAAAGAUGUUAUGCCAUCGAUGUAUUGGAAUAUGUUAAUCAAAGGUACAUGGAAUGGUCCAGGAACACUUCGUAAAAUGUUUCAUCUUGGCAUGACAAAAUAA